AUGAAACACUCCGUAGCGGCAUCGCUUGCGACUCUCGCAGCCACGGCGAUCGCUAGGUCGAAUCCCCACCAAUGCGCGGCUCUCGCUACAGACACGCAGCUGCAGGGCAAGGUCCUCCUUCCAAAUACCGCAGCGUACAAUGCGGAGGUCGAUACCUACUACUCGGCCAAUGCGGCGCAACACGCCUGGUGCAUGGUCCUGCCGGAGAGCACGGCGGAUGUGCAGGCCACGGUCAAGAUUCUGGCCAAGGACCAAUGCCCUUUCGGUAUCAAGGCGGGUGGCCACUCGGCGUGGAAGGGAUCCAACAGCAUCGCUAACGGCGUCACGGUCGACUUUGGCUACAUGAACACGACAAGCUACAACCCGGACACUGGAAUUGCCUCGAUCCAGCCCGGUGCACGAUGGGGUUCGGUGUAUGAGUUUGUCGAUCCAUACAACGUCACGGUUGUGGGCGCGCGAACUUCGGUGGUUGGUGUUGGCGGCUUCACCACGGGUGGUGGGUAUUCCUUCCACAGCAACUCUCAUGGCUUUGCAUGCGAUAAUGUCGUCAACUGGGAGAUUGUUCUUGCCGACAGCAGCGUCGUCAAUGCCAACGCCAGCACGAAUCCCGACCUCUGGAAGGCCCAAAAGGGCGGGUCCGGAAACCUGGGCUUCGUCACCCGAAUUGAUCAGCAGACUGUCGAGGGCACCCAACUGUGGGGUGGUUUCACCAGCUACAACCUGAGCGAGACAGACAACGUCUUCAAUGCCUACCUCGAUUUUGUGGAGAACACCCAAGAGAACUCUCCCGACCAGACCAUCAUUGCCCUCUACUACGACUAUACUGGAUUCUCCAUUCGAUCCAUCUUGACCAACAACGAAGGCAUUGCUAACGCCCCCGCGUUCGACGGCUUCCUUGCGCUGCCUAACAUCUCUAGCACCUUGACGGUGGGGCCCGAGGCGGAGAUCAUCCCCCAGUUCACCGGCCCCACGCCUCUUGGUCUCUACGCCAACUGGUUCACUGGUAUGGCCACCAACAGCUUCGAGGCCCUUAGCAUCAUCAACAAGCUGCAUCCAGAAUACGUCGCCAAGAUGGUGGCCGCCGCGCCCACCUCUAACUUUAGCACCCUCAUCGAGUUCCAGCCCGUCACCAAUACCAUGGUCCAGAACAGCGACAAGCGCGGGGGGAACAUCCUCGGCCUUGAGCCCAUCGUCGCAGACGGCCCUGUCCUUAUGUGGCUCGUCGCGCUAACCGUCGACACCGAGGAGAACCAGGCGGUCAUCCUGCCCAUUGCACACGAAUUCGUCGCUGCCAUUAACCAGAACCUGCAAGAGGCCGGACGUUUUGUUAACUGGGCCUACCUCAACUACGCCUGGGGUAAUGAGAAACCGUACAGCCACUACGGACAGGCCAACCUUGACCUGCUGACGGCCGUGUCGUACAAGUACGACCCUAACGGCGUGUUCCAGAAGCUGCGCCAGACCGGCUUCAAGUUUAGCUAG
Molecule: messenger RNA, 1482 nt
Organism: Hyaloscypha bicolor E
Lineage: Eukaryota; Fungi; Ascomycota; Leotiomycetes; Helotiales; Hyaloscyphaceae
Product: FAD-binding, type 2
Exons: 5
Coding region: 1-1482 (493 amino acids)
Molecular function (GO): FAD binding
Source: RefSeq, a predicted model, not a curated record